UGGAUAUGCCUAUUCAAUGCCAUUUUUGUCUUUUUGUGUAUGUGCGUGGUUGUUUGGGUUGAAUCCUUUGAUGGCGCAUAGGUAAUUGAAAUUGGAUAGCUGCAACUGGAAAUGUUUGCUGAAUUGUUUUUGUACGCAGUCUUUUAGUUUGGAAUUCGCGGAUUUGGAAACAUUGUUGGUGAGAUUGAGUAAUUGAAUGUGAUUAGGUUCUCGUAGUAGCCAAAAUGAACGAGUAUUACUAUAUGGAUUUGGCGCUGAGUUAUGUUCCAGGAUGGGGUGGAUUUUAGGUGCUGUUGGUAACAAAUGCAUACCUUGAUCCCUAUUGGCCUUGGAGGCACUGGAGAGUGGGUAAUGCUCAAGUAUCAUAGGCCAUGUUUCUGCAGAAGUGCCUGACAUAAGUGAUGCUACAAACUACAAGGUACUUGUGCAGGAACUUGGUGAGGCUGGUCCUUAAUGGAGGUAUUCGUUUGGGGUUGAGUUUCCGUGGGAACAGUACGUGAUCUACUGCUCUCUCUUUCUGCAACAGACUUACGUGAUCGGGAUGUGCUCUCCAAGAGUGAUCCUAUGGCGGUUCUGUAUAUCAAAGGAAAUGAUGGUUCGCUACGAGAGCUUGGUCGGACAGAAGUAGUUUUGAAUUCAUUGAGCCCCAAAUGGAUUAAGAAAUUUUCUGUUACCUACCAAUUCGAAAUGGUGCAGAAUUUGGUGUUCCGUGUCUAUGAUGUCGACACUCAAUUUCAUGGCAUGGAUAUGAAGACACUUAAGCUGGAGGAGCAGCAGCUUCUUGGUGAGGCUAUUUGCACGCUAUCUAAGAUCGCCACGAAACUGUACAGAACCGUAACCAUAGAUCUAGCACGUGAAGAAGUUUCUACUCGGAAAUGUGGCCAGCUUACAGUUUAUGCUGAAGAAAGUGUCACGUCAAAAACUACAGUAGAGUUGGUAUUGCGAUGUUCAGACUUGGAAUCCAAGGAUUUGUUCUCAAAAAGUGAUCCGUUUCUUGUAAUAUCAAAAGCUACAGAGCAUGGAAUAUUAGUUCCAAUUUGUAAAACUGAAGUCCGGAAAAAUGAUCAUGAACCAAAAUGGAACCCAAUUUUCCUGAGUAUUCAGCAAGUAGGAAGCAAGGACAGCCCACUACUUAUUGAGUGUUUUAAUUUCAACAGCAAUGGAAAGCAUGAUUUAUUGGGAAAAGUUCAGAAGUCACUGGCAGAGUUGGAAAGGCUGCACUCUGCUGGCUCUGUAGAAAAUUUGUUUAUCCCAAUGUCAGUUGGGCAAAAUCACCAACGCAAGGUCUUAAAGAGUCAGUUGAUUGUGGAUAAGUAUUCAGAGACCAUCCAGCACACAUUCCUCGAUUACUUGGCUGGAGGCUAUGAGCUGAAUUUUAUGGUUGCUGUUGAUUUCACUGCUUCAAAUGGUAAUCCGCGCCUACCUGAUUCAUUGCACUAUAUUGAUCCGUCAGGGCGGCCAAACGCAUAUCAGAGAGCAAUUUUAGAAGUUGGGGGAGUUGUGCAGUUCUACGAUUAUGAUAAAAAAUUUCCUGCUUGGGGGUUUGGAGCCCGGCCAAUUGAUGGUCCCGUAUCCCAUUGCUUUAACUUAAAUGGCAGCAGUACCUAUUGUGAGGUUGAAGGAAUCCAUGGAAUUAUGAUGGCAUAUACAGGUGCUCUUUUUAAUGUCUCAUUAGCAGGACCAACAUUAUUUGGACAUGUAGUUACGCAGGCUGCACAGAUAGCAAGUGGAUCGGUUGCGAGAAAUGAGAGAAAGUAUUUUGUUUUGUUGAUUAUAACAGACGGGGUUAUAACUGACCUCCAGGAAACAAAGGAUGCCUUUGUUAUGGCUUCUGAUUUGCCAUUGUCAAUACUUAUUGUCGGGGUUGGGGGAGCUGACUUCAAAGAAAUGGAGAUAUUGGAUGCAGACAAAGGGGAGAGGCUCGAAAGUUCAUCUGGACGGGUUGCAUCACGUGACAUUGUCCAGUUUGUUCCUUUCCGUGAUGUACAAAGUGGAGAAGACUCUGUUGUUCGAUCACUUCUCGCUGAAUUACCAACACAGUUUUUGACUUAUGUGCGAGGUCGAGGGUGGUUCUCAUAUAGUUGGGUGACAUUUAUCAUGGAUUCCUUGCUCUUGAGUAAUGUAUAUGCACAUCUAGAUACAAAUGAAAAGGCAGAAGUAAGGAAAGCUGCUCUUAAUAAGGUUCCUGAACAAAUUAUUUUGUCAGAGGUGCGGAAGAUGGUUCAGGAAAUGCAGGCUUUGAAUAAGAAGUUAGAGGACACGGAAGCAGCUAUAGAGGAUUACUUCAAGCCGCUUGACAAAGAAGCAGAGAUGAUUAUGAAGGCUCAGCUUGAAGGAGAGGAAAAGACAAUGAGAGAGAUGGUGGCAACCAUGCAAAGACAGGCUCUACUCGAGAAAGCUGAAGCAGAUGCACAAGCGCAAGAACAAGCACUUGCACUUUCAAAGAAUGCAAAAGCCGACAAAGAGGAUGAGGAGCCAGAAACAGAAUGCGUUGACAAAAGGGCUGGAAUGCGAUGAAUCCUCAAAACAAUUUUUGCACUUGUUUAAAUUUCAAGGCAUUGCCCCCAUUUUUCAAAGGCUUAGUUAGGUUUGCCAUUACCAAUGGAACGUGAGCAGGCGUUGCCGGUGGCAGUACACCAACACAAAAUCAAAUGUACGUUGGCAUGGAGUUAGGCUGAAAUAAAACACUUGAUUCAAAAUGAUCUUUUCUAAGCUGCAUUUUUUGUUUGGUAA
This is a messenger RNA of Salvia hispanica, 2733 nucleotides long. The record is from RefSeq and is a predicted model, not a curated record. Lineage: Eukaryota; Viridiplantae; Streptophyta; Magnoliopsida; Lamiales; Lamiaceae.